AUGAAUAAACACCCAUAACCAAAAAAUCCUAUCAAUUGGUUAGAUGAAAUCAAACAAGCUUAAGAUCCUAAGGUAUUCAUCUACAUUAUUCUUAUUGAACUAAGAAUACUCGAAUCACAAAACAAAUCAUUAAAAACAACUUUAGGAGUUUACGAUUUCGAAGCAGCAAAAAGACCAUAAUCAGCUAUUGAAAAAAUGGCUAACUCAAAAACCCACUAAAUUGAAUUAGGAUAAAAACCAUCAGAUUUUGCAAAAUAUCCUACAAACUAAAAACUAAGCAAUUUGUUUGUUGAUGAGAGUGCCUUUGGUAGUUCGGCUGUUAGAAUUGAAUAUAUCAGAGAAUUGGAAUAUUUGGUGGAUGCAUUAAAAAAAUAGAAUGCUCAGCUCCAAAUUCAAAUCUCACUCAAAAAGCCUAAUCUAUAACGCAGUUUCAUUGUUAUACCCAAAAAGUAUGAAGGUCAUGAUUGUUUGAAUGAUAAAACAAUUAUAUCAAAAUCAACUCUAGUGAAAGGAAGUAAAUUUACAAAAUCCAAUGAAACGAUGACAAAAAGUAAACUUAAACCUGAUAAUUCUCUUAAGGAUAGAUAAAUCCAAAAUUUAAUUGAAGAAAAGAAACUCUUAUAAAAAGAGGUGGCUCUGUACAAAGAAACUUUCAAAACCAGAUAAAAUAAACUAGAGGGAUUCGAUACUGACAAAAUAAUCAAGAAGUUCAAUUAAAAUUCAACUCUAUAUGGAGACAAAUAGAAAUAGCUUACACAGAGCAAGCAUUCUGAAGAAAUAAAGGAGCAGUAUUUAUAGGGUUUAAUGCAAGAGGCAUUUUUACUACAAUAAUAAUUAUAGAGAAUAUAGGAGGAAAGUUAAUACUUCGAUCCCCAUAAAAAAUCUGAAUAUUGA
Molecule: messenger RNA, 894 nt
Organism: Paramecium tetraurelia
Lineage: Eukaryota; Ciliophora; Oligohymenophorea; Peniculida; Parameciidae
Exons: 4
Source: RefSeq, a predicted model, not a curated record